AUGGACGUGCGCACGGCGACGGCCGUGGCCAUGACGCCGGCGCUCGUGCAGCGCCUGUCGUCCUGGGCGCCCGACGACGAGCUGCUGGAGACCGUGGACGGGUUGCCCGCGGGCCUGAGCCGCGACGAGGCCGCGGCGCUUUUGCCGCUCGCGGAGGCGACGGUGAGCGACGGCGUGCCCCUCGCCGACGGGCCCCCGAGGAUCUUGCAGGACGCGAGAGGAAGACGGGACGCCGAGGACUACCCGGCCUACAUGCUGCCGCCGGUUUCGCCGGAGUCGCGGCCCUCGGACGGCGCGCGCGAGUCGACCGACGCCGUGCUCCCGGGCAGCGCGGUCGCGCGGCUGUUGGAGCUCGCGACGCUGGGCCCCGCCGACGACUUCGACGCGGCGAAGAAGCCAAGAGCGCUCAAGGCGCCGGCGACGCGGGCCGACGCGGAGAAGCGCGCGCGCGAGCUCGCGCGGGACACGGCCGUACGCGUCGCCGCGUUGGAAACGCUCGCGGCGCUCUGCGGCGGCGGCGGGUGCCGCGACACGGCGGCGCGGGCCUGCGUCGCCGAGCCGGCGAGCUUGGGGCGCGCCGUGGCCCUUUUAGGGGGCGGCCGCGGCGGCGCCGUCGCGCGCGCGGCCGCGACGUUCGUCGUCGCCGUCGCCGCGGCGCGCGUCGACGACUGCGGCAAGGCGCUCGUGGACGCGGGCGCGCUGGGGCCCCUGGCCUGGCUCCUGCGCGCGCCGCCGGACGCGGCGCGCGCGCGGCCGCGGCGCCGGCGGCGCCGCCUCGUGUUGGAGGCGCCCGACGG
Molecule: messenger RNA, 797 nt
Organism: Aureococcus anophagefferens
Lineage: Eukaryota; Pelagophyceae; Pelagomonadales; Pelagomonadaceae
Exons: 1
Source: RefSeq, a predicted model, not a curated record